AACAGCAUUUCCUGACUUCCCUUGCUCCAGAUGUGAUCGUGGUUUCUUUGAUUUAGUUCUUCAAAAAUAUUUUUCUGUCAGAGAAAUUACUUUUGACAUUUAAAAAAAUUAUCUUCUUAGUUUCUACGACAACUAAAAUCCGCAGAGUGCUAGUGAAUCAAUCAGAAUGUGGUUCGCUGCGGCUGCAAACAGGCCAGGCUGAUAAUAAGAUUAGGAUGAGGUUUGUCUAUCUUCAAUUUAUUCUGUAUAUAUUUAUUUAACAACUUUAUAAACAACCCUGACAAAUAAUACCGUAGCACAAUCAGAACAUUUCAAAACGAAUGAUCACCGCACAUGAUUGAGGAGUUUUACUUGUUUGCCACAGUCGACAGUUUCAUCAGACAGACAGAGGGCGCUAAGUUCCAGAGUGCGAGGGCAGGGCCCCUUCACAUUAGGGAAACAAUCACGGGGUUAAUACAGUGGAGGUUUGAGAAGAAUCCGUGGAACAAGAGCUCGUUUGUAAUCUCAUUGGAAACAAACGAUGUUUGACUCCAAUGCACUUUCCUGGCGAGCGUCUAGUCAGCUAGCCAGUUUAUAAUCUUUCUCGCCAUUGAGAGAGGCAAGGGAGAGAGAAGGGGCUAGAAGGGAGACUGGGAUGAUCAAAGUUCGAGGCUGUAUCAAAGUCAAGACGCAAGGAACUAAAAGGGACGUUUUAGAGGGAUCAAGUUAUCAAACUAUAUCUUUAUUAUAUUAGAUAUAGAUCAAGGUCCGGGCAAUAGAAACUUAAGUUUUUGGCUCAAAAGUUUUGAGUUGUUUGUGUCUGCUGAUUCACAAUUUCGGGGAGAUCUGAGGACAAGAUGUGAAGCAUCCACAACCAUGUGUGUUUUGUGUUUUAUGGUUGUGUCAUUUCCACUUUCUGUCUGAUGUCAUGAAGAUGGGACGCUGCAGUGCGGAGAGCGAAGCCGGCGCCGGCGGCUGAUAGGCCCUCCACUGGCCAAUCAGGAUGCACCUUGCUUCAGUGGGCUCCAGCAAGCUGUGCUUUCUGUUGUCACUGGCAUUCUGCGGCCUCCUGCUGCUCCUCAUCCCAGCCUUUCAGCCCACCCCACACCAGGCUGACCUGCCCCCGCCUCGUCCCCACCCCAGGCCUGCCCGUGUGGGCAAACGGCCUGCCAACACCCCCCGCAAUCCUGGAGGUCUGGUAGUCCCUCUCCAGGAAGAAGGGCUGACCCUUGGGCAUAAUGUGAGCUCUGUGGGGCAGGGAAGACCCAGAGACACUCAAACCAACAGGGAGGGUGGCCGUGCACCUAUAGCAGGGCAAAGGGAUCUCCCGAACACAAGGAGGAGGACAGACUCACAUAGAGGCCCAGCGGAGGGCUCCCUACCUGGGGUGAGGGGAGUAGGUUUCAGGUCUAGGGAACCUCUGGAGCCGAAGGACAUCUUCCUGGCAGUGAAGACCACCAGGAAGUACCACAAAUCCCGCCUGGAGCUGCUGCUGCAGACCUGGGUGUCCAGGGCCAGAGAACAGACCUUUAUAUUCACUGAUGGGGAGGACAAGGAGCUAAGGAAAACAGGAGCAAACAUCAUCAACACCAACUGUUCAGCAGCUCACACACGUCAGGCGCUCUGCUGUAAGAUGUCGGUGGAGUACGACAAGUUCAUUGAGUCACAGAAAAAGUGGUUCUGUCACUUGGAUGACGAUAACUACGUAGUCCUCCCCAGCCUGCUGGUCCUGCUGUCGUCCUAUCACCACAGCCAGGACGUGUACCUGGGCCGGCCCAGUCUGGACCACCCUAUAGAGGCUGCAGAGAGGGUCAAGGCUGAUGGAUCUGCGUCGGUGAAGUUCUGGUUUGCCACAGGGGGAGCUGGGUUCUGCAUCAGCCGGGGCCUGGCGCUGAAGAUGAGUCCGUGGGCCAGUCUGGGGAACUUCAUCAGCACGGCGGAGAGGAUCCGUCUCCCUGACGACUGCACGGUGGGCUACAUCAUCGAGGCUCUGCUGGAGGUGUCGCUGACCCACACGCGCCUGUUCCACUCCCACCUGGAGAACCUGACCCGCCUACCCUCCAACACUCUGCUGCAGCAGGUCACUCUGAGCUAUGGAGGCUUUGAAAACCGCAGGAACGUGGUCAGCAUUGGAGGAGCCUUCCCUCUGGUUGAAGACCCUUCACGGUUUAAGACAGUCCACUGCCUCCUGUACCCAGACACGGACUGGUGCCCCAGUAAGAAUCAACACCACUAAAGACCACCACUCUACCCCAACAUCCACCAGUCUGAUUACUCUCCCGCCUUAAUAGUCACUCUGCAGGAGCCUCUAUCCAAAGUGACUUGCUGUUUUUUGUCUACAUUUAUGCACCCCUAUGCAUAAUGCUCCCGUCAACCGUCGCCACAGCGAUCCUUCUCACCACUUCCUGUUGUAAUUUUUUUUUCUCUUCCAUGUCUGAAUUCCAACUGGUAAACUGUACGUGUGUUUGAAUGAGUGCUGAGGUACAGAACUGAUAUAAAAGCUUAUAGUUACUGAACAGGGUGAAGUGUUUAUUUAUUAAUAUCUGAGUUUUCUUUCAUUUAAGGGCUGGUUUAGUUUACCAAAUUUGACCAGACAGUGUUAACGAUGAGAGAAUGUGGGUCAAGUCGCAUGCCUUUAAACAAUGUAAGAUUAUUUUUUUUAUUUUUUGUAAUUCUCCAACCAGGAUCUAUUUGUGUGUAUGUGUGUCAACAAAGCCAUCAUAAUUGUGUACGGAAUAAUGCCCUUUAACACAACUGUUGUAUUCUUUUCUGAAAGACGAUUGGCCUUCCUAUGACGUUUGCACUGUUCGAGAACUGUUCCCUCAGAUCAUCUUACUUCCUGCCUGCUCUGUUCUGUGGCCCUUCCAGUAUUGUUUUGUGAGUUGGAAUAGUACGUUUGAUCUCCCGCUCAAUCUUUUGCACAAAAACACUAGAAUCCAAAAACAUAGCCUGCAUGUGUCCAUCCCUCCAUCUGCCCCUACUGCAGGCCAGUGGGGGAGGCAGACAGAGCAACACUCCUACUCUUGCCUGUCAGGAUUUGUUUUCCUUAACUUCUUCUGUUGUUUGUUGUUAUCUGAAUAAAGCAUGUGUGUUGCAUUACCAAAUAACUGGUUUCUUAAAGUAUUUUUUACAAUUGUUCUAUUACAGGCUUUAUCUGAACUUCUGUAUCUGAAAAAAAUAUGUAAGAAAUCAUAAAAUAAACUGAAUGCUCCUAUUUUCAACAUUUGAUUAACAAAUAAAAAAGAAUGUGCAGAG
This is a messenger RNA of Osmerus eperlanus (European smelt), 3234 nucleotides long. It is a transcript of the gene rfng, whose product is annotated as RFNG O-fucosylpeptide 3-beta-N-acetylglucosaminyltransferase. Gene Ontology annotation, cellular component: membrane. The record is from RefSeq and is a predicted model, not a curated record. Gene Ontology annotation, molecular function: O-fucosylpeptide 3-beta-N-acetylglucosaminyltransferase activity. The coding region runs from base 983 to 2215 and encodes 410 amino acids. Gene Ontology annotation, biological process: regulation of Notch signaling pathway. The transcript has 9 exons. Lineage: Eukaryota; Metazoa; Chordata; Actinopteri; Osmeriformes; Osmeridae.